Molecule: messenger RNA, 1714 nt
Organism: Pararge aegeria (speckled wood butterfly)
Lineage: Eukaryota; Metazoa; Arthropoda; Insecta; Lepidoptera; Nymphalidae
Product: zinc finger protein 696-like
Exons: 10
Coding region: 94-1608 (504 amino acids)
Biological process (GO): regulation of DNA-templated transcription
Cellular component (GO): nucleus
Molecular function (GO): RNA polymerase II cis-regulatory region sequence-specific DNA binding; DNA-binding transcription factor activity, RNA polymerase II-specific; zinc ion binding
Source: RefSeq, a predicted model, not a curated record
UGUCACUUUUUGUAGACACUAGACAGAGAAUAAACAUCGUGGAUGGACAAUUUUAAACUUAUUCUUAUUUCUUGUGAAUACUUUUUUUAGAAAAUGGAUGGUAUUUGUCGUCUCUGCUGUUCCUCAAAGUUUGUCAAUAACUACAUCUUUGAUGACGAGAAUGCCUUGUUUAUAAAAAUGUCACUUUAUUUGCCAAUUAAGGUUUUUAGGGACGACCAGCUCCCUCAGAAGAUUUGCGACCGAUGCAGCUGCAAAGUGAACGAUUUUUACCAGUUUUGCAAUGAAACUAUCGAAGUUCAAAACAGAUUAAAGGCACUAAUACUAGCAAAUAUUCCAAUAAACCAGUCAGUGGAUCUGACAGUCAUCAAACAAGACCUGGAAUUGCCCUCACCAACGCUCGCCCAUCUUCAUGAAAAGAGCACACAAACUGAGAGUCUUAUAGCUAGAGAUGUCAAACAGGAGCCUGAGUGCCCACCCAGUGCGGCCAUUUCACCCAGUGUUAUCAAGAAAGAGAAUUAUGAUUCAGAUGAUUUUGCUUCACAGGAUGUACCAUCAGCCAAUAGCGAAGACGAAUUGCUCAUUGAGAUUAAAAAGAAGAAGGGAAAUAGGAAGCUCAGCCCAAUUAAUGGAGAGGUUCAAGAGGCCAAGAGGGGGAGGGGGAAGAAGAAAGAAAAACAUGUUAAUUGGGACUUGGGAGUGAAGGGCGCGGCGGGCGGCGCGGGCGAGGCGCGCGCGCUGUGCUGCUGCGUGUGCUUCGCGCAGUGCGGCUCGCGCGCGCUGCUGCUGCUGCACUACCAGACGCACGCGCGCACGCACGCGGCCGAGCCGACGCCGCCGCCCGCGCUGGGCGAGCCGCCGCGCUGCCUGCGCUGCCAGAAGGUGGUGCCGGCGCCGCAGUGGGCGGAGCACUGGCGGCGCCACUUCGCGCGCGACGCGCGGCCCUACCACUGCGCCGUGUGCGGCCGCGCCUUCCGCGACCCGCUGCUGGUCCUCAAGCACGGGCUGUCGCACUCGGCGCAGGAGCUGCGCGCGGACGAGGCGGCGGGCGCGGCGCGGCGCUUCGCGUGCGACGUGUGCCCCGAGGGCUUCGCGCACAUGCGGUCGCUGCUGGCGCACCGCACGCGCGCGCACCCCGAGGCGGCGGCGCGCGCGCUGCGCCUGCGCUGCGGCGUGUGCCAGCGCACGUUCGCGCACGCCAACUCGCUGCGCCGCCACCUGCGCGUGCACUCGGGCGAGCGCAACUUCCUGUGCAGCGUGUGCGGCAAGGCGCUGUCGUCGUGGGAGCACCUGAAGUUCCACCUGCGCAUCCACUCGGGCUACAAGCCGCACGAGUGCGCCACGUGCGGCAAGGGCUUCGUCAAGAAGUGCAACCUCACGCUGCACGAGCGCGUGCACUCGGGCGAGAAGCCGCACGUGUGCGCGCACUGCGGCAAGGCCUUCUCGCAGCGCUCCACGCUCGUCAUCCACGAGCGCUACCACAGCGGCGCGCGGCCCUACGCGUGCGCCGCGUGCGGCCGCGCCUUCGUGGCCAAGGGCCUGCUGUCCAUGCACCUCAAGAGCGCGUGCGCCGCGCCGCCCGCGCCCGCGCACAGGCUCAGUUCGCGGUAACAGCGUGUGGCCAUGACGUCACCUCCCAUAUCAUCGGGCCACAUCAUCGUCACUUGUCACAAAUGGAUUCCUGGAAUACAGCAGCUCCUCUAAUGUGAAUAAAAUA